UCAUUUCACUCAAUGCAACCCUGUGUUUUGUUUUCAAUAGUGGAAGCUAAGUCGGCUUUUUGGUAAAAUUCAACGUAUGCAUUUUCUAUUAAUUUGUAAAUUAAAUUGAAAAUCACAUACUGCAUUUUAAAAAUGGGGGCGGAAACCAAAAGUGGUAGCAGUAAUCUCGUCUCGGCUGUGAUCUCCUGCAUACUCAGCUUGGUCAUAUUCGCUACAAUGCGCUUCUACUCCGGCUGGCUAACAGCUACACAAAUGAAUACAAUUGUUGGUGGCUUCGUGGGCUCGUGGUUGUUUGUCUUUGCGUUGACCGCCGUGUCGAAUGUGGAAAUGCUUGUGUUCGGCAAUGAUUUUCAAGCUAAAUUUAUACCAGAAAUAUUGACUUGCCUAACGCUGGCUACCGUGGCUUCCGGUGUGGUGCAUCGAGUUUGUGCCACGACAUGCAUUGUGUUUUGUAUCGCUGCAUUGUAUUUUGUAAAUCGCAUUUCAAAUAAAUAUCACAACAGAGGUACCAGCGCCGUGGAACAAGCACCUGUUCGCCGCGGUGGUGGAAAGAAAAAUAAGUAGAGCUCGAGUGAAAAAAGAACGUAUUAAUUAAAAUUUAUAAGUUAUAUGCAAUAA
Anastrepha obliqua is the source of this 618-nucleotide messenger RNA. Its product is annotated as protein KRTCAP2 homolog. NCBI's taxonomy places the organism in Eukaryota, Metazoa, Arthropoda, Insecta, Diptera, Tephritidae. Bases 133 to 564 code for a protein of 143 amino acids. The record is from RefSeq and is a predicted model, not a curated record. The transcript is spliced from 3 exons.